Messenger RNA from Amorphotheca resinae ATCC 22711, 1263 nucleotides. RefSeq lists its product as hypothetical. The record is from RefSeq and is a predicted model, not a curated record. The transcript has a single exon. Gene Ontology annotation, molecular function: rRNA (adenine) methyltransferase activity. Gene Ontology annotation, cellular component: nucleolus. Bases 26 to 898 code for a protein of 290 amino acids. NCBI's taxonomy places the organism in Eukaryota, Fungi, Ascomycota, Leotiomycetes, Helotiales, Amorphothecaceae.
UAACUUCACCACAGGGAUCUACACGAUGACCAACGUGAAAAAGCGUGUCAAGCUAAAGUCGCUAUCCCAAGGUCGUCCACGUACCGUCAAACCGGUCUCUUCAUUAUCCAGCAAAGCAACCAGGACGCUUAUACGGAAACAUCACACGCUCGAAAAGCAAAGAGCGAAAGCUCUUGCAGAUGGCGAUGAAGCAAAAGCAGCUGCUAUCGCAAAGCAGAUUGAAUUACAUGGUGGGCUUGAAAGUUACCAGCACGCCAGCCUUAUUGGCCAAAGCAAUGACCGAGGUGGUGAUAGUUCGAAGAUAUUAAUGGAAUGGUUUGCACCUAUACUUCCCGCGCUUAAGGAACAUGCUGCAAGCGGACAACCAAUUCGAAUGCUGGAGGUUGGAGCAUUGAGCGUUACGAAUGCUUGUUCCAAGAGCCAUCUAUUCGAAAUGGAAAGGAUCGAUUUGAGGAGUCAGGCAGAAGGCAUCAAAGAGGAGGAUUUUAUGGAAAGACCUCUCCCACGUGAUGACAAGGACCAAUUCGACAUCAUCAGUCUCUCUCUAGUCUUGAACUACGUUCCUGAUGCCAUUGGAAGGGGGAAGAUGUUGGAACGGACACUGAAAUUCUUGAAGGCCCGACAAUACCCAGAAGGUGGUCUUCGAGAUUUCCUUCCUAGCUUGUAUCUGGUCCUACCAGCGCCUUGCGUCACCAAUUCAAGAUACAUGGAUGAAAGCAAGCUAGAGGCGAUUAUGGAGAGCUUGGGCUACGUUAGAGUCAAGAGGAAACUGUCAAAUAAGCUGGUGUAUUAUCUCUGGAGGGCGGUAGCACCAGUCCCCAAGAGAACUACUGCUUUCAAGAAGGUCGAGAUCAGGUCUGGGAAGAAUCGGAAUAACUUUGCUAUUGUUCUGGCGUGAGCACUUAUGCCUGCUACUGUAUGGGAUGGCAUUAUCUGCUGUGAUUGGAUUGGUUGGGGUUUGAGGGUGUCGACACUGCAUGAUAGGUACCCGAUCAAGAGCUGAGAGGGCCAUAAAAGUAGGCAGCGCGUUUGUUAUUUUGUUAUGAAUGAAUAGAUGAUGUUGAGGGGAAUCAACGAUACUUCACCCUUCACCCAGGUAUAUUGUGGAAGGCAAUAUAUCGGAAUUUUGCUUACAACAAUCUUUGGAGAGAGGGGCAGGAAAGAUAUCCUAUGAAGAUCUCGGCUUGUAUAUAAAGUAGUACUACUGUACGCGGUAGAAGUUUCAUGUUACGGACGACGAAUGGAAACGCGAUUGCUUUUCGG